AUGUUUCAUCCCUCAAUCUUUGAUGAGAUUUCAAUUCCAGAAAAGGGAUUAUUCAAUGAGGAUCCCCCGUUUCCUCUUCUUAUAGAACCGAAAGAAUUAAUGGCUGCUCAAAUUUCCGGUUUAGAAUCAACAGAUUACUUUUUAAUUGACCUUUUAAAGCGUGAUUCACCACAAGUAAGAAUCGUUAUCGAAACAUAUUUACGAGAAAGAGAAUUUAUUUCAACAAUUCGAUACUUAAAAGACAAAAUUGUUGCGAAUUGCAUUGAUAACUUUGCAUUAAUACCAACAAAGCUUAUUCCACCUAUUCAGAAUUUAGAAAGCAUUCAUAUUCUAUUACUAAAUGCCCUCUCUCGCAUUCUUACAAAUCCUCUUUCAGAUUAUUACAUCUUUUUCAAUGAAAUUAUACAUACAGUUAAUGUCGUUCCAAUACAUCAGCAAUACAUUGCAAAAUGUCUCGAAAUUGAACCAAUGUGUCAGACAUUUUCUAUAAAUGUUGAUCAUCUUGAACCAAAAUCGAAACUGUUUAUCCAUUUAUUCCGCGAACCAUUAACAUACAUAUCUGAUAUCGCAUCUUUAGUUUUAAAGGCUUCUAAACUUAUAUCAACAAAUAGAACUCAAGAAAUGGUCGAAUUCUCGAACAAUUGCAAGAACAUAUUGAUGUCUAUCGAUUCUAUACCAAUACUCGAGAAGAUUGCCAAGAAUUUCUUGAUAGAACCAUUCCCAAUUGUAGAACCAGGAAGAAGAUUCAUAAAACAAGGCACAUGUCUCAAGCAUUGCAGAAAAGAUGUUUCGGAACGCAUCAUUAUAUUAUUCUCCGACUUCUUCGUAUACGCACAGCCUCAUGGAGGCAAAUGGAUGGUUCCGGCCGCAUAUCAUUUAUCUAAGAUGAAAAUUGAACUCCCUAAAGCAGAUAUACAUUGUAUAUCUAUAUAUUCGCCAAGGAAAUCAUUCGUAUUGGAGUUCAAAUCAGCCAGCGAAGUGAAAUCUUGGUAUGACGCCAUAUCUAACUCAAUUUCAAACGUUCAGGCAGGUACAGAUAAUAAUUUCGAGGUCGCGCCAAUAUGGAUGCCUGAUAGUUCCACUCAAGUUUGCAUGAUUUGUCACCAAGAACAUACAUUUUUUGUCAGAAGACACCAUUGCAGAGCGUGCGGUGCUGUUGCUUGUUCAGAUUGCCUUAAAUAUAGAGCUAUUGUUAAGGGGGUAUCACCAACUCCUGUAAAAGUCUGUUUUAACUGUUAUCAAAAGAUAAUGAACCAGAAAUCUAAUAGAAUUAGCUCACCAACACCACAACCAAUCAUCCAGCCUCAAAGAGCUCCUGCUUCUACACUUCCAAAGAGGUCUAUUUCGCCUCCUCCUGCAAUAUCUGCAAGCGACAACGAAUAUUACACAUCAUCCGAUUAUGUAUCUGAUUGA
Molecule: messenger RNA, 1413 nt
Organism: Trichomonas vaginalis G3
Lineage: Eukaryota; Parabasalia; Trichomonadida; Trichomonadidae
Product: lipid binding
Exons: 1
Coding region: 1-1413 (470 amino acids)
Molecular function (GO): metal ion binding
Source: RefSeq, a predicted model, not a curated record